This is a messenger RNA of Arachis duranensis, 475 nucleotides long. RefSeq lists its product as uncharacterized. The record is from RefSeq and is a predicted model, not a curated record. The transcript is spliced from 3 exons. The coding region runs from base 44 to 475 and encodes 143 amino acids. NCBI's taxonomy places the organism in Eukaryota, Viridiplantae, Streptophyta, Magnoliopsida, Fabales, Fabaceae.
UUUUUGCUCCGAGAGUUUUUGAUGCAAAAAAUUGGUACAGAGGAUGGGGUUCUUGGCAUUCUUGAAGAGCAAGAAGAAAAAGAUUGAUGAAAUGAUGUUGAGGAAUCGAAUCAACCGUAUCGAGCGUGUAGCUAGGCAGCUAAUUGAGCAUGGAACACAAGAGUCUUCACCUGCAGCUAGUUUCAGUGUUUCUGCUCCCUCGCCUGGUAGCGAAGCAGAAGAAGAUGGUUCGGCCUCAGUUACACAUGAACAACAACAACAACAACAACCAAAGCGUGAACAGGGAUCAAUGAAGGAUCACUUUCCAACAAAUCCACAACCCGUUCCGCUUCCAUGUCCUCCUCCUCAGCAUGCUUCUGGAUCUUCGCUGCUUUCUUACAAAGCUUCCUUUGGUGAUGAUUCUUCAAGGAAGCUCCAAGCUACUGUCAACCGCCUUCAUCCUUCAACUCAGGUUGCUUGGAUUUCAUGCACGUGA